UCUGCCGUUUGGCCUGCAUAAAACGACAGCGUUUUCAUUCUCCUAAGCCUUUAAACCUGUCAACCGGUUUCCGCAUUUCUGCUAAUUAUCAGCAUCAGCAUAAGACCAGACAAGAUCCGAUGUUGUGCUGGAAUCGUGCUGCCGUUAGUAUUUCCAGCACAGUUCCCUUAGCGAGAUGGUUAUGGGUUCGCCAUUCCUGCAACAAAUUAUUUGUCGGAGGGCUUUCUUAUGAUACCAAUGAAACCGUAUUAAAAAAUGCUUUCGAGAAACAUGGAGAAAUAAUUGAAGUUAAGAUUAUAUGCGAUCACGUGAGUGGGAAAUCAAAAGGGUAUGGGUUCGUGCAGUUCAGUUGUGAAUCUGCAGCCUCUAUAGCUUUGAAGGAAAUGAAUGGUCAGUUGCUGGAUGAUAGAAAUAUUCGUGUAUAUUAUGCGCACAAGAGUUGACAACAAAGGAGCUCCCUGUAUCAUGUCUGAAGCUUUUGUUGAUUUUCAUAUAAACCUUCUCUCCCAACUGUUUUUGAAUAUGGAAAUGAAGGUGUUAAAUCAUGUUAUCCAUGUACUAUGUUGAAUGAAGGUUUAGAAUAAUAUACAUUUGCUUAAUCAAGUUUAAUUACUAAUGAUUUUAA
Molecule: messenger RNA, 625 nt
Organism: Jatropha curcas
Lineage: Eukaryota; Viridiplantae; Streptophyta; Magnoliopsida; Malpighiales; Euphorbiaceae
Product: glycine-rich RNA-binding-like protein
Molecular function (GO): RNA binding
Source: RefSeq, a predicted model, not a curated record